UAGAAGGAAGUAAAGGAUAACCAUAAGAAACCGGCGCCGUUUUGAAGUGAAGUGUUUGCAAACCCCUCUUCACUCUUGUCUUCAGUCUUCACUUCGCCGCAUAGAAUCAAAAUCAAACAUGUUUCGCAUUCGCAGAAUCUUGUCUUACCGUGCACUCGCAUCCUGCACCCGCAAUGCACUUUCUUCAUCAUCGCAACCGCGUUCUCUCCCUCGUUCCAAUGCCCCAAUUCUCCCUCCUCCUUUUUUCCUAGAUGUUGGAAUUGCAGAAAACUAUGGAUCAACCUCUUUGACAAGGUUUAUGUCUUCAAAUGCAUCGUCUGAACAAGGGAAAAACACUGAAAAGACAAAAAAAGAGUUAAAAAAUGUUGAGGAUCCAUUUGAUGAUGCUCCAACAUAUAAUAUUCCCGAGAAGCCGGUAACAUUUGUGGAGGGGGCGUCCUACAGUCUGGUCAUUCUUGCAGGGCUUGGAGUUGCGGCUGCUGCUGGAUAUUCUGUGUUCAAGGAGCUUAUAUUUCAACCCAAAGAGUACAAGAUUUAUAACAAGGCUCUCAAAAGAAUUCAAGAUGAUGGUCAGGUCAGAGGGAGGAUUGGAUCCCCAAUUACAGGUUAUGGCCAGGAGAGUAGAAAUCGUGCUGCUCGUCAAAGAAUUCCCAACAGGGUUUGGACUGAUGAGGAGGGUGUGGAACAUGUCGAGGUUAAUUUCUUUAUCCGGGGCCCCCAUGGACAUGGAAAAGUAUUCGCUGAGAUGUUCAAAGGAGCUGACGGUGAGUGGAGUUACACAUACUUGAUUGUUGAGAUUAGAGCACCUUCUCCAGCACAACUAAUUCUGGAGUCAUACAUCCCUUCUUACAACCCAAACAAGUAGUCUAGAUGAGAAAGGUCCUUGAUAUUUGGUCCAUUACUGUAGUAUGCAAUUCUUAGCUUCCAGUUCCUUGUUCGACAGGAGGUGAAAGUUGAAAGGAAAAACAAUUAAAGUAAAAAAUAAUAUGGGAAUUUGAAUCUCAAUUCUCAGGUUCAGUAUUUUUUUUACUUUCAUUAAGAACCUGCAGAUGCGAGGAAAAGUUUUGGGAAGGAUCUUAGUAUGAUGACAAGAGUGAUUACUUUGUCGUCGAUACCAAGUGAAUGCCAUGUAUUCUAAUUUAUUGUUACUGCUGACAAUUUUAUAUAUCUUGGUUUGUGAAGUACAUUGAGUUUCUGGAAGGUAUGCUAAUUUGUUAGGGGUGACUGUGAGAUGUGAUUGUUGCCCAAAUGAUACUUUUUUUUAAUAAUGAAUCAUAUAAGGUUCAUGUUUAUUGUUA
This is a messenger RNA of Medicago truncatula (barrel medic), 1298 nucleotides long. RefSeq names its product probable mitochondrial import inner membrane translocase subunit TIM21. NCBI's taxonomy places the organism in Eukaryota, Viridiplantae, Streptophyta, Magnoliopsida, Fabales, Fabaceae. Gene Ontology annotation, biological process: protein import into mitochondrial matrix. The record is from RefSeq and is a predicted model, not a curated record. The transcript is spliced from 7 exons. Bases 119 to 865 code for a protein of 248 amino acids. Gene Ontology annotation, cellular component: TIM23 mitochondrial import inner membrane translocase complex.